CGGGCAGACUCCUCCCACGGCCCGCCCCCCAGAUUCCCGAGACACCCUGGAGUGUGCGCUCUGCCCGGUGACCUCGGUUUCCCGGCCGCGCUGGGCCGGACAUGCUGCCCGACUGCCUGUCGGCGGAGGGCGAGCGGCGCUGCCGGCGGUUGCUGGCGGGGGCCACGGCCCGGCUCCGCGCGCGACCUGCGGCGGCCGCGGUUCUCGUGCCGCUGUGCUCGGUGCGUGGGGUCCCGGCGCUGCUCUACACGCUGCGGUCCAGCCGCCUGCCCGGGAGGCACAAGGGUGACGUCAGUUUCCCAGGAGGCAAGUGUGACCCCACUGACCGCGACGUGGUGCACACGGCCCUGAGGGAGACCCGCGAGGAGGUGGGCCUGGUUGUGCCUGAGGAGCACGUGUGGGGAGUCCUGAGGCCCGUGCACGACCAGCGAAAGACCACUGUGGUGCCGGUGCUGGCCGGCGUGGGCCCACUGGAUCCCCAGAGCCUCAGGCCCAACCCCGAUGAGGUGGAUGAAGUGUUUGCACUGCCCCUGGCCCAUCUGCUACAGGAACAGAACCAGGGCUAUACCCACUUCUGCCAUGGUGGCCACUUCCGCUACACACUGCCUGUCUUCCUACACGGGCCACACCGGAUCUGGGGGCUCACGGCCGUCAUCACUGAGUUCACCCUGCAGCUGCUGGCACCUGGCGUCUACCAGCCCUGCCUGGCCAGCCCUGAGCUGCCCAGGGGCUGAU
Molecule: messenger RNA, 735 nt
Organism: Globicephala melas (long-finned pilot whale)
Lineage: Eukaryota; Metazoa; Chordata; Mammalia; Artiodactyla; Delphinidae
Gene: NUDT8
Product: nudix hydrolase 8
Molecular function (GO): coenzyme A diphosphatase activity
Source: RefSeq, a predicted model, not a curated record